Messenger RNA from Harpegnathos saltator (Jerdon's jumping ant), 2619 nucleotides. RefSeq names its product ATP-binding cassette sub-family A member 3. Gene Ontology annotation, cellular component: intracellular membrane-bounded organelle; membrane. The record is from RefSeq and is a predicted model, not a curated record. NCBI's taxonomy places the organism in Eukaryota, Metazoa, Arthropoda, Insecta, Hymenoptera, Formicidae. Gene Ontology annotation, molecular function: ATP hydrolysis activity; lipid carrier activity; ABC-type transporter activity. Bases 1 to 2619 code for a protein of 872 amino acids. Gene Ontology annotation, biological process: transmembrane transport; lipid transport. The transcript is spliced from 13 exons.
AUGUAUCGAGCAAGAAGGAUCAUUCAGAACCCGAAAUUCAAGAGGUUUUGGACGAGAUGGCGAAUUCUUAUGUGGAAAGCCGUGCUGAUGCGAUUGCACGGUCCGAUAAUUACCGCGCUGGAGAUCGUUAUAGCUGUUAUUUUUUCGCUACAAAUACGUUUGAUGUUUGAGCCGAGCGCUCUUCGUUCGCAGGGUCUAGAUUUAUACAGCCGGAACGAUAUCCUGGCGAAGUUGCCGACCGAUGUGCAAUGCUGGUACGCACCUAGGAAUGCAUUCAUCGAGGAGUUGAUGUCGAGAGUCUCGACGACGCUUCAUACGAGUAGUAAGAUCACGCACAGGUUCGCGAAAGAAAGCAAUGGAAUGAAACACUGCACGUUCCUUUCAGUUCGAGCAGCCGACAGCGAGAUCAGUCUCGUACGUUCGCGUUACACGAGGAAUGACACCUCCAAGGUGUUGUGGGCGAUAUUCGAAGUCGACGAGCACGCGUCGGGCAGGCCGGAAACUCUGAAAUAUAAGAUACGUUCGUCGGAAAUCGGCGAGAGCCGAAUGAUUAUGAUGCACGAGGAAGAGCCCGCCCGCGAAGCAUUGAAAGAAAAUGGCGAUGAAUUACUCAUAUACUCGUGUUUAUAUAUCGCCGAAGACCCGUAUAUGCUGAGCGGUUUUAUGGCGCUGCAACUCGCGAUUGAGAGAACCUUCGUGGAGAUGUGGACCGAUCUGACGUUACCGGAAAUCGCCGAUGACGGUCUCAUGAGGCUGACGAACAUGUCCUUCGCGAUGUUGUACGUCGGAUGGCUCAAUUACCUCAUGAUCACCUUGCUACCCGUGACGAUCGUGUGCACGAUCCUGCUGUCGCCUGUAUUUGUGACUGCGAACGCGCUGGUCAUCGCGGUCUUCCUUGCGAUGUACAACGUCAUCACGGCGCUCUUCAUGUUCACCAUCGGCACAUUCUUCAAUCGCUCCACGAAGGCUUUGCUCACGUCGAUCCUGUUCUGGAUCUUCCUGACGCACUUCACCCUCGUCCUCGAUCAAUCCCUCGCGAGGGCGCCCCACCUGUGGAGGAUCGGUUCGUUGAUCCUGCCGCACAGCGGCUUGCUGUAUGGACUGGUAGCCUUCACAUCGCGCACGAGUCCGGGCGAUUACGGAAACGAGGAUUUGAGAAAUAUCCUGGGGAAAGUGAGACCGCGCGAUCACGUCGCCCCCACCUCGUAUUUGUGGCCGCGAUGGCUCUCCGAACUGAUAACGCUUCGUGAUACCUACGAUAUCGUACAUGCGAAAGAAAAGAUCUCCGUCGGAGCGAUCCUGCUCGCGUGGAUCCUGCACAUUGUCUUCUGGUACCUAGCGGCGGUGUACUUGGACAACGUGAACCCCGGAAAAUUCGGUAGCGCGAAGCCUUGGUAUUAUCUGUGCAAGCGUGUAUCUGAAAAUGCUUUGGCGCGAGAUCUUACGUUAAAUUUAUUUACAUACGUAUGGGGGAAAAAGCAGCCCUCCAUUCAAGUGAGAUGCGUCAGCAGGAGAUUCGGCAGAAUCGACAAUCGCGUUACCGCCGUGGACGACGUGACGAUCGAUUUCUACCGUCACGAGUUCAGUGUCAUUCUCGGUCAUAACGGCGCCGGCAAGAGCUGUUUAUUAAAGAUGAUUAUAGGAAUGUACAAGCCGACUCACGGUCGCGUCUACUUGGAGGGAAGGGACGAGAACGAAGGCACCGUGGAUCCGAUCGGUUAUUGUCCGCAGGAGAACAUAUUGGUGGAUUAUUUGACGACGGUGCAACACCUUUAUAUGUUCGGCAUGGUAAAUAUCGUGGUAGCACUGCGUGGUAUCGCACCCAACACUCGACCCCAACACCUGACGAUGAAAGGGAUGACUUACGAGGAUGCUUAUAGAGAAUCGUUAAAACUACUGAAGCAACUCAAUUUAGAAUCUGUUAAAGACUCGAAGGUAAAAAAUUGCUUCUUCAGCGCGCAAAGGAGGAUUUGCUUAGCGAUGGCGCUUAUCGGUAACACUAAGAUCCUAGUCCUCGAUGAGCCCACAUACGGAAUCGAUCUCGGGCACAGAAGGCAAAUGUGGGACUUACUUUCAGAUAUCAAAAGAAAGAAAACGAUAUUAAUGGCAACGAAUUCCAUGGAAGCCGCCGACCUCCUCGCGGAUAGGAUCGCGAUUAUCGUGAAUGGAAGGAUAGAGUGUUACGGCUCGAAGAUGUAUUUGAAUCGUCGAUACGGAAUUGGUUACGUUUUGAGCUUGCUGAUGCAAGAAGGUGCCGACACGGAGCGACUUCAUGAGGAAGUACAAAAUUUCUCGCCUGAUCCGAUCGCUCUGCGAAGCGUGAUGGGUCUCGUAGUGCGAUUCGACGUACCGCGGAACAGUCGUUUCACCAAAUUGCUCCAACAUUUGGAAUCCAAAAAAGAGGAGCUGGGCAUCGUGUCGAUUACGUUGAGCAUCGCGAGCAUCGAGGGUCAAUUACUCAGGAUAGGUUUAUCGAGUCACUUCAAGGAACGCAGCGUGGAGCUACCCGACGCCAAGUACGAGCUUCUCGUGCAAAAGAGACGGCGAGACUUGUUACGAAAAUGUAAUGUAAAUCUUAUACAAAUCGAACUAAAGGAUCCACAUCAGAUAUCCGAAUAA